GGAGAUGUGGAUAAGUGGAUUCGCGAUUUUGAAUUAAUCGCAUCUUGCAACGGCAUCAAAGGGAGUGCGCAUCUGGUCACAGCGUUGGGUGCACUGCUUUCCGGACGAGCGUGGGCCGCUUACGAUUUGAAUUUGGAAAGCAACCAAUCUCUUGAUUUUGAGAAUUUGAAAGCCGCAUUGGUGGCAGAGUUUUCAAAGGAGGGUGACCGCGAGAAGGCAAUGAACCAAAUCACGGUACCAAUGUAA
Echinostoma caproni is the source of this 246-nucleotide messenger RNA. Lineage: Eukaryota; Metazoa; Platyhelminthes; Trematoda; Plagiorchiida; Echinostomatidae. The record is from the annotation of a GenBank genome assembly.